Messenger RNA from Ochotona curzoniae (black-lipped pika), 3678 nucleotides. It is a transcript of the gene ERBB4, whose product is annotated as erb-b2 receptor tyrosine kinase 4. The transcript has 27 exons. Gene Ontology annotation, molecular function: epidermal growth factor receptor binding; transmembrane receptor protein tyrosine kinase activity; ATP binding. Gene Ontology annotation, cellular component: signaling receptor complex; basal plasma membrane. The coding region runs from base 1 to 3678 and encodes 1225 amino acids. Gene Ontology annotation, biological process: positive regulation of kinase activity; positive regulation of cell population proliferation; multicellular organism development. The record is from RefSeq and is a predicted model, not a curated record. NCBI's taxonomy places the organism in Eukaryota, Metazoa, Chordata, Mammalia, Lagomorpha, Ochotonidae.
AUGGCUUUCCCAGAGUCUAUUCGAGAAGUCACCGGCUAUGUCUUAGUAGCUCUUAACCAGUUCCGCUACCUGCCUCUGGAGAAUCUACGCAUUAUUCGUGGGACAAAGCUCUAUGAGGAUCGAUAUGCGUUGGCAGUAUUUCUAAACUACAGGAAAGAUGGAAACUUUGGGCUUCAGCAACUUGGAUUAAAGAACUUGACAGAAAUCUUAAAUGGUGGAGUCUACGUGGACCAGAACAAGUUCCUUUGUUAUGCAGACACAAUUCAUUGGCAAGAUAUUGUUCGGAAUCCAUGGCCUUCCAACUUGACUUUGGUGUCAACAAAUGGUAGCUCAGGAUGUGGGCGUUGUCAUAAAUCCUGUACUGGCCGAUGCUGGGGACCCACAGAACAUCACUGCCAGACUUUGACAAGGACAGUGUGUGCAGAACAAUGCGACGGCAGGUGCUAUGGACCCUAUGUCAGUGACUGCUGCCAUCGAGAGUGUGCUGGAGGCUGUUCAGGACCUAAGGACACGGAUUGCUUUGCCUGCAUGAAUUUUAAUGACAGUGGAGCAUGUGUUACUCAGUGUCCCCAAACCUUUGUCUACAAUCCAACCACUUUUCAGUUGGAGCAUAACUUCAAUGCAAAGUAUACCUACGGAGCAUUCUGUGUCAAGAAAUGCCCACAUAAUUUUGUCGUAGAUUCCAGUUCUUGUGUACGUGCCUGUCCCAGUUCCAAGAUGGAAGUAGAAGAAAAUGGUAUUAAAAUGUGCAAACCUUGUACUGACAUUUGCCCAAAAGCUUGUGAUGGUAUUGGCACAGGAUCACUGAUGUCAGCCCAGACUGUGGAUGCCAGCAACAUUGACAAAUUCAUAAACUGCACGAAGAUCAAUGGGAAUUUGAUCUUCCUUGUCACUGGUAUUCACGGGGAUCCUUACAAUGCAAUUGAAGCUAUAGACCCAGAGAAACUGAAUGUCUUCCGGACUGUCAGAGAAAUAACAGGCUUCUUGAACAUACAAUCAUGGCCACCAAACAUGACCGACUUCAGUGUUUUCUCCAACUUGGUCACCAUUGGUGGAAGAGUGCUCUACAGUGGCCUCUCCCUGCUUAUUCUCAAGCAACAGGGCAUCACCUCUCUACAGUUUCAGUCUCUGAAGGAAAUCAGUGCUGGAAACAUCUAUAUCACUGACAACAGCAACCUCUGUUACUAUCAUACCAUUAAUUGGACAACCCUUUUCAGCACAAUCAACCAACGCAUAGUGAUCCGCGACAACAGGAAAGCUGAAAAUUGUACUGCUGAAGGGAUGGUGUGCAACCAUCUGUGUUCAAAUGAUGGCUGCUGGGGACCUGGACCAGACCAGUGCUUGUCAUGCCGCCGCUUCAGCCGAGGAAAGGUCUGCAUUGAGUCCUGCAACCUCUAUGAUGGUGAAUUUCGGGAGUUUGAGAAUGGCUCCAUCUGCGUGGAGUGUGACCCCCAAUGUGAGAAGAUGGAAGAUGGCCUCCUUACAUGCCAUGGACCGGGACCUGAUAACUGUACAAAAUGCUCUCAUUUUAAGGAUGGCCCGAACUGUGUGGAAAAAUGUCCAGAUGGCUUACAAGGGACAAACAGUUUCAUUUUCAAGUAUGCUGAUCAGGAUCGGGAGUGCCACCCCUGCCACCCCAACUGCACCCAAGGGUGCAUAGGCUCAAGUAUUGAAGACUGCAUCGGCCUCAUGGAUAGAACUCCCCUGAUUGCAGCCGGAGUCAUUGGUGGGCUUUUUAUCCUGGUCAUCCUGGCUCUGACGUUUGCAGUUUACGUUAGACGGAAAAGCAUCAAAAAGAAAAGAGCCUUGAGAAGAUUCCUGGAAACAGAGCUGGUGGAGCCCUUGACGCCCAGCGGCACGGCACCUAAUCAAGCUCAGCUUCGCAUUUUGAAAGAGACUGAGCUCAAGAGGGUCAAAGUCCUUGGCUCCGGCGCUUUCGGAACAGUUUAUAAAGGCAUUUGGGUACCUGAAGGAGAAACAGUGAAGAUUCCUGUGGCUAUUAAGAUUCUUAACGAGACAACUGGUCCCAAGGCCAAUGUGGAGUUCAUGGAUGAAGCUCUGAUAAUGGCGAGCAUGGAUCAUCCACACCUAGUCCGUUUAUUAGGUGUGUGUCUGAGCCCAACGAUUCAGUUGGUUACCCAGCUUAUGCCCCAUGGCUGCCUUUUGGAUUAUGUCCAUGAACACAAGGAUAACAUUGGUUCACAACUGCUGCUUAACUGGUGUGUCCAGAUAGCUAAGGGAAUGAUGUACCUGGAAGAACGACGACUUGUUCAUCGAGAUUUGGCAGCCCGAAAUGUCUUAGUGAAAUCUCCAAACCACGUGAAAAUCACAGAUUUUGGACUGGCCAGACUCCUGGAAGGAGAUGAAAAAGAGUAUAAUGCUGAUGGAGGAAAGAUGCCAAUCAAAUGGAUGGCUUUGGAGUGUAUACAUUAUAGGAAAUUCACACACCAGAGUGAUGUUUGGAGCUAUGGAGUAACUAUAUGGGAACUGAUGACCUUUGGAGGAAAACCUUACGAUGGAAUUCCAACCCGCGAGAUUCCUGACUUGUUAGAGAAGGGGGAACGUUUGCCCCAGCCUCCCAUCUGCACUAUUGACGUCUACAUGGUCAUGGUCAAAUGCUGGAUGAUUGAUGCUGACAGCAGACCGAAAUUCAAGGAACUGGCUGCUGAAUUCUCAAGGAUGGCCCGAGACCCUCAGCGAUACUUAGUUAUACAGGGCGAUGAUCGCAUGAAGCUUCCCAGUCCCAAUGACAGCAAGUUCUUUCAGAACCUCCUGGAUGAAGAAGACCUAGAAGAUAUGAUGGAUGCUGAGGAAUAUCUGGUCCCUCAGGCUUUUAACAUCCCACCUCCCAUCUAUACUUCCAGAGCAAGAAUUGACUCAAAUAGGAGUGAAAUUGGACACAGCCCUCCUCCUGCCUACACCCCUAUGUCAGGAAACCAGUUUGUGUACCGAGAUGGGGGGUUCGCUGCGGAACCAGGUGUGUCCGUGCCCUACAGAGCCACGACUAGUACGAUCCCCGAAGCUCCCGUUGCUCAGGGUGCCACAGCUGAGAUUUUCGAUGACUCCUGUUGUAAUGGCACCCUGCGAAAGCCAGUGGCACCCCAUCUUCAAGAGGACAGCAGCACCCAGAGGUACAGCGCAGACCCCACGGUGUUUGCCCCGGAAAGGAGCCCACGAGGAGAACUGGAUGAAGAAGGCUACAUGACGCCUAUGCGAGACAAACCCAAACAAGAAUAUCUGAAUCCUGUGGAAGAGAAUCCCUUUGUUUCUCGAAGGAAAAAUGGAGAUCUUCAAGCCUUGGAUAACCCUGAGUAUCACAAGGCUUCCAGUGGUCCACCCAAGGCAGAGGAUGAGUAUGUGAAUGAGCCACUGUACCUCAACACGUUUGCCAAUGCCUUGGGGAACGCUGAGUACCUGAAGAACAAUGUACUGUCUGUGCCCGAGAAAGCCAAGAAAGCAUUUGACAACCCUGACUACUGGAACCACAGCCUGCCACCUCGAAGCACCCUUCAGCAUCCAGACUACCUGCAGGAGUACAGCACAAAAUAUUUUUAUAAACAGAAUGGACGGAUCCGGCCUAUUGUGGCAGAGAAUCCCGAAUACCUCUCUGAGUUCUCCCUGAAGCCAGGCACUGUGCUGCCUCCUCCACCCUACAGACACCGGAAUACUGUGGUAUAA